Hyaloscypha bicolor E is the source of this 866-nucleotide messenger RNA. RefSeq lists its product as uncharacterized. The record is from RefSeq and is a predicted model, not a curated record. The transcript has 2 exons. NCBI's taxonomy places the organism in Eukaryota, Fungi, Ascomycota, Leotiomycetes, Helotiales, Hyaloscyphaceae. The coding region runs from base 81 to 866 and encodes 261 amino acids.
AGACGGAACCAUACCUCCCCAUCCUCCUUAAGCUCCCAUCUCAAGCCCCUCGGCCAAAAGCUCCGACGAAACAUACCACAAUGUCCACCUCGACCUCCAGAUCUCGUGCGAACCCACAGACACCAGCUGCCAACAUGUCUCGAUGCUUUUUGGGCCCAGCCGGACGAGAGAAUGGCGCGUUCAACCAUUUAUCGCUUACAGGAGAGCAGCUCCUAUAUCUGAUGCAGGAGCACUUGAAUCAUCUUGCUGACUAUAUCGGUGGUUUGCAUCCGGAUGUCCAGGCCUGGUAUGACCUGCUUUUGUCUCUUGCAGAAAAAGGUCUUUUCAGCUGCAAAUUGUUAAUCCCUCCAAGCUAUUUCCCCGAGAACAAGCGCGAAAUACACCCCUCAGUUCAAGAGUGGCUGAGAGGCAAUCUUAAAGCUCUGAAAAGCAAGAAUCAGAGAAAAAGAACAGUGGCGGAUGACGAAAAACUCCUCCACGAAUUCCAUGACAUUUUCAAUAGAGUGUUCUUUAAGGGAGCUCUCCCUUGGGAGAAAUGCACUUUGAGGUUCAUUCGAAAAGAAGAUGCCAGUGGGUGGGUAAAGCUAUUUUGCGAAUUCUACGACUUCGCGAUGAAGCUACUAAAUAUCCAAUUUAUUUUGGGAAUAUCCGACAGCGUGGCCACAGAGAUUUACGAAAGCGGAAAGCAGCAGCGCCAAAUUAACUGGCCUUCUUGGGAAGAGUUGGGCCUGGUCGAAUCGAAAAUGAUACGGGCUGUGGAGAGGUACAAGAAGGAGAAGGAGGAGGAGGAGGAGGAUUCUUCCAAGAGCGAAGGGACUUCCUCAAAACGCAACGAAGAAUCUGCUGGAGGCCCGAGAAUGGGAUGA